GUACCCAUCCUUAUCAUUUCUGUUACCUCCCUUGUUUCACGAACACCCACAUUACAUUUAUUAACAGUACUUCUAUAGCUAAUAUUUAAGCUGUCAUGUUUCGGAAAAUAUGGAAUUUCAUCAAAAGACACAAAAAGAAAUUAAUUGUGACAGCUGUUCUGUUAUAUGGGAGCAGGUAUGUGUACAGAUAUAUAUCUCGGCAACUCAAAGAAUUCCAGGAUAAAGAAGCUGCAGAGUGUUUAGAGCAGGCCAGACGCCAGCAUCAUUUUGACAGCAACCAAAGAACAUGUAAUAUGACAGUCUUGUCUUUGCUGCCAACACUUAGAGACAAGUUACGGGAAUUAUUGAACACAGAAAAAAUUUCAGAUGAGCUUAAAUCAAAUCCAUCCAAUAAGCUGGAACUAUGGGAAGACUUGAAGAUGUGCAGUUUCACCCGUAUGAUCACAGUCGUGUACGCGUGUUCUCUGAUGUGCAUGAUGCUAAGGGUGCAGCUCAACAUUAUCGGGGGCUACAUGUAUGCAGACAACGUUAGACAGCACAAAGGACUGGUAGGCAGUUGGACAAAAGCAAACACAAUGAUCCAAGUUGCUCCAACUGAAGUUCAGGAGAGAUAUAUAGGGCUAGUCAGGGUGUUCUUCGAUAAAGGCUUAGAGAAGUUGAUGUUACGAGUGAAAGAUGCAGUCACUAAGGAGACUCAGAGUGUAUCACUAAAGGAGAAGCUAACACUGCAAAACCUUGAGGCGAUGGUGAAACACGUGCGCGCUCGGGUGGAGAACGGUCAUGAGUUGGGGGUUCACCAUCCUGCCACCUUGCCUCUCACACAGCAUCUGGUGUGCUGGAACGCAGUCAAACAGUCUUCCAUAGAAGAUGGAACAUAUGGCAAGUUGUUGAAGGAAACAGAAGAUAUUUUAGAAAGUGCAGAUUUCCACUGUGUGCUUUCAUUGGGGCUUGACAGAGGGUUUGCCAAGGUUCAGGAUUAUCUUGCAGAGUUGUUCAAAUCUCAUCAUAAAACAGAGACAUCGAUAGUACACCUCCAUGAAGUGACCAUACCAAUGGCCAAGUUGAUUCCAUUUGUGAGCAGCCUGUUAAUGAAACUGGGCAGUGACGCGCCCAACCCUUUAGUCCAGGAGUUGCUGCUCAUGGAACAAAGCAAGACUCUGGCAGCAAACAUCUAUGAAGCCUUCAGCAGCACAGAUGACGUGGAGGAUUCACAGUUCUCACCUUGAACAUACCAUUGUGUUAUAUUCUUGAUUGAUAUUUUAACUCAUUCAGUGCUGGAACUGAAUUUUGAAGGCCUUUGCAAACAGUUUGGAUCCAGAUGAGACGCCACAGAACGUGGCGUCUCAUCAGGAUCCAAACUGUUUGCUAUUCUGAUAGUAUUCUUUGAAAAAAAUUGAAGAAAAUGCUACUUUUUGAAAUUCAGCAGACGACAUUUUAGCAGACGACAAAUUUCCCAGCAUGCAAAGGGUUAAUAUUAUCAUGUGUCGGCACUCUGGGAAAAAAUGGGCUUUAUGCAUUUGGACUAAGUGUCAUCCAGAUUAGCCUGCGCAGUCUGCACAGGCUAAUGAGGGAAGACACUUUCUGCUUUGUUGGUAUCUUUUGUAACAGGAAGUCUCUUCCUGAGCAAGUCCAGUUAAGUAGUGGCCCUGAUUAGCCAGUGCAGACACCUCAGCCUCAGGCCAAAUUACGUACAUGCACUAAAUUCCAUUUUCCCAGAAUGAACCUCGAAUGUAUUUAGUCGAAUGUUAGUGCCAACACUAACAUUUGUCGUCUGCUAAAAUGUUGUCUGCUGAAUUUCAAAAAGUAGCAUUUUCUUCAAUUUUUUCAAAGAAUACUAUCAGAAUAGAAAAGUUUAGAUCCUGAUGAGACGCCACGUUCUGUGGCGUCUCAUCUGGAUCCAAACUGUUUGCAAAGGCCUUCAAAAUUUGGUUCCAGCACUGAAAGAGUUAAAAUUAUUGUUGUGAUGUAUGCUUUUAAAACACAGUCUGCAUGGACUUACAAUGCAGUCCUUAUGGCUUGAAAAUCAAGUCAAUAUAGUCCAAAUCUGAAUGUCUAUGGUCCAUAUACAUUUGGUUGAAUAUGUAUUGUAUUAACAUGUGUAACGUUUCAUUGUUACUGUGAUAUUCACGAUGAUAGAACGCGUACUAUUUGUUCUCAUUCGAACAUUGUGAAACUGUUCUUUUGAUCAUGAGUGAUUGGAUUUUAAUAAUCAUAUGAUAUGCAACAUUGAUUCCUAAUAAAAAAAUCAAACACUUA
Dreissena polymorpha is the source of this 2256-nucleotide messenger RNA. RefSeq names its product peroxisomal biogenesis factor 3-like. Gene Ontology annotation, biological process: protein import into peroxisome membrane. Gene Ontology annotation, molecular function: protein-macromolecule adaptor activity. The transcript has 13 exons. Gene Ontology annotation, cellular component: peroxisomal membrane. Bases 96 to 1226 code for a protein of 376 amino acids. The record is from RefSeq and is a predicted model, not a curated record. NCBI's taxonomy places the organism in Eukaryota, Metazoa, Mollusca, Bivalvia, Myida, Dreissenidae.